AGAAUCUGUGAAAAAAAAAAAAAAAAAAAAGAUCUCAUCCGAUUCCCUUUGCGUUAUCGCUUUCCUUUUGGAGUCAUCUGAAGCCCACCAUUCAGAGAGAGUUCACAGAUAGACUCUGAUAGAGAGAGAGAGAGAGGAGUGACCAUGGCUACCUGCAACAUGGCAUCUGCUGCAGCUGGGUUUAUGUUCUCGUCGUCAUCUUCUAGUUCUCUGAUGAUCACAUCAAACACUUCGAGCUCUUCUAAGAAUUGCAUGGCCUUUUCUCCCCAGAACAACAGAAACGGUAACAGUGCUGUGUCAAAGAGGCUAAUUGUGCGGGCUUCGGAGGAAGCGGCGGCGGCGGCACCACCACCGGCUACCGCCACCACCGCUCCCCCUGCUAAGCCGAAGCCGCCUCCGAUCGGACCCAAGAGAGGCACAAAGGUGAGAAUUCUAAGGAAGGAGUCUUACUGGUUCAAAGGCGUAGGAUCUGUUGUGGCAGUGGAUCAGGACCCGAAGACUCGAUACCCUGUAGUGGUUCGGUUCAACAAGGUCAACUACGCGAAUGUAUCAACUAACAACUAUGCACUGGAUGAGAUUGAAGAAGUGAAGUGAAAGUGUGUAUAUAUUCUGUGUGUGCAUGGCUUAAAAUUUGUAUAAAAAUACUUGAAUGCUUUCCUCUAUUAGUUCUAUCCCUUUGCCA
This is a messenger RNA of Rhododendron vialii, 682 nucleotides long. RefSeq names its product photosystem I reaction center subunit IV, chloroplastic-like. The transcript is spliced from 3 exons. Lineage: Eukaryota; Viridiplantae; Streptophyta; Magnoliopsida; Ericales; Ericaceae. The record is from RefSeq and is a predicted model, not a curated record. Gene Ontology annotation, cellular component: photosystem I; photosystem I reaction center. Bases 145 to 594 code for a protein of 149 amino acids. Gene Ontology annotation, biological process: photosynthesis.